GACACCAAUCGCGAUAUCCUGGACUGACCUGUUGUUCCCAAAUAAUUAUGCUUCUCUUUUUCUAUCUCCAUACCUUUCCAGGUGGGCUAACCUGGACUUGAAAACUCAAGAAGCCUACGAGUUGGCUGUCAAAGGCCUCAUUCGGCCCAUGGACAAUAGCCCGCCUUUGAUCACGGCUGUGCGAUGUCUCCGAUUUGAUCCACCUGAAUUCCAGCUGGAAAUUCACUGCUUGCACGAGACCCAACAGUAUCUCCGCAAGGUAGUUCACGAAAUAGGGUUGGAACUGAAGACUACGGCGGUGUGCACCCAAGUGAGGCGGUUUCGGGAUGGCGUCCUUGUGCUGGAGGACGCGCUGCUGAGGACACAAUGGGACCUCCCUAACAUCCAGCGGGCAAUUUUGCAAGUCAAACAGAAAGUAGACGCUGAACUCGAAAGCAGUCUUGCACGCCUGAAGCCUGGGGUGGAGGGUGAAAGAGACCGAAUCUGACCCAGAUCCAGAAUUCAAUAGGAAAUUUGCUAGAAUUCUCGGAAUAUUGGGGAAAAGCCUGGUGAAACAUCCCGGGAAUUCCAAUUUUUAGCUUGGAUCAGAAAGUUCCAAGUUGGCAUGUUCCUUUCUAAACAACAUGCCAAGGAUAUUGCAAUUUGA
This is a messenger RNA of Protobothrops mucrosquamatus (brown spotted pit viper), 646 nucleotides long. Its product is annotated as mitochondrial mRNA pseudouridine synthase TRUB2. The annotation marks the transcript as partial. The record is from RefSeq and is a predicted model, not a curated record. Gene Ontology annotation, molecular function: RNA binding; pseudouridine synthase activity. The transcript has 2 exons. Lineage: Eukaryota; Metazoa; Chordata; Lepidosauria; Squamata; Viperidae. Gene Ontology annotation, biological process: pseudouridine synthesis.